AGGUAACCGAGCAUUGGGACAACUGUUGUCGGUUUAGCAGGGGUCCAAUCUGCGCAGGCUCGCAUAACCAUACCAAGUCCGAUACUGAUAUUGAGGUACCCAUCACCAAAGAGACCAACACCUGCCACCAGCAGAAACUUCAAGUUGGAGAAGUAAGACUUCGUGUCGAGCAUUGUGAGUUCUGUUGAUGUCGAAUCGUGUAGACUGUUCGAUGUCGUUGCUGUCUUUGCUUGAGCUCGUUAGUGCCUGGCCGAGUAACAAGUCACAUCUUCCAAGACUGAUAUGCCUUAAUAUACAUGUCUCCAAGCUACACGCAAAGCUGAUCUGGCAAGUAGCCCAGCCUUACUGGACGUCGGUCCAGCACCGUAGUCGAUAUAGCGACACGGAUUUAUGGCUGCACUAAAGAAUAGACCCAUCAGACGAAUUGAGAGUACUGAUCCUCACCACGUGCAAAUGUCGUUCCUGGAUCGAGAUCGCCUAGACGUUCGACAACAAAACGUCAAACCCAUGUGGUCGUCUUUUUGGCGCGGCACGAACGCCGCAGACAGACUAAAACCCUUCCCGACCUCAUUUUGCAUACCGGAGGGAGACCGAAUAUCAAAAGGAGGAAAUGAUUGUGGAAAAACUCCCUGGUCGAAACCUGUG
This is a messenger RNA of Exophiala viscosa, 645 nucleotides long. RefSeq lists its product as uncharacterized. Bases 188 to 403 code for a protein of 71 amino acids. The record is from RefSeq and is a predicted model, not a curated record. The transcript has a single exon. Lineage: Eukaryota; Fungi; Ascomycota; Eurotiomycetes; Chaetothyriales; Herpotrichiellaceae.